This is a messenger RNA of Syngnathus typhle (broad-nosed pipefish), 3821 nucleotides long. RefSeq names its product erythrocyte membrane protein band 4.1 like 4B (gene epb41l4b). Gene Ontology annotation, cellular component: cytoskeleton. Gene Ontology annotation, molecular function: cytoskeletal protein binding. The transcript has 23 exons. Bases 503 to 2800 code for a protein of 765 amino acids. The record is from RefSeq and is a predicted model, not a curated record. Lineage: Eukaryota; Metazoa; Chordata; Actinopteri; Syngnathiformes; Syngnathidae.
AAGCUGUUUGUCCAGUUUCGCUGGUUUGACUUUCACCAGUGAGCUCAGAGCCGAGUUUGCGCUUGUCAUGUGGUGCUUUUGAAGCUCGUCGAUCCGCGGGGGGUGCUUCCAUACCGGCCCAGAUGCGCGAGACCUUCCCCCCCCUCCCCGGAGCGUGUGACUAAGGGUUCCCACUGCGGAGUCACGGUGGGAUUUUUUUCCACCCCCCAGUGUGUUAGCGGGUAAGGAAGAAGGCGGCAGGUGCACCCGGGAAAGGACAGGGCAAAGCGGGGAGGAAGUGGCGGAGGUGGAGGGCGGCCCUCGCGGGGAGGAAAUCAACUGGUUGGCUUCUCCCAUUAGCAUGCGUGUCGAGUCCCCACGUCCUGCCUGAGCCGCCGAGUCUCCUCCUGCGCCUGCCGACCGAGUGACUCCUCGGCCCGGUAGGAGGGAGGACGCGGAGCCGACGGGACUCUUCCCCCUUUACAACGACCCACUUCCGUUCCGUUCUUUCACGGAAGGAAGAAUGAUGGGCUUUUUGCGUCGGACGUUCAGCCGCCGCUCGAGAAGCCGCUUCCAGGCGAGAGAUGGGGACGAGCGGGACGGUACGACCGGAGGAGGGAACCCCCUGCUCAUGGCCCACCAGCAGCAGGUCGUCCACGCGCCCGCCGUGGUCACCGGGGGGGCGGCUGUCCACAUACCGGCUGCUGGGAACGCGAAGACCGCCAUCACCUGCCGGGUUCUGCUGCUGGACGGUUCGGAUGUCAGCGUGGAUUUGUCCAGCAAAAGCAAAGGCCAGGACCUUUUUGACCAAAUCAUGUAUCACAUAGAUCUGGUGGAGGCGGAUUACUUUGGACUGCAGUACAUGGACACCGACCAAGUCUCGCACUGGUUGGAUAUGUCCAAACAAAUCAAGAAACAGAUCAGAGAUGGUUCGCCAUUCCGACUCUUCUUCCGAGUGAAAUUUUACUCAUCAGAGCCAAAUAACCUGCGUGAGGAAUUCACAAGGUAUCUGUUUGUGCUGCAGCUUCGACAGGACAUUUUGUCUGGCAAAUUGAAAUGUCCAUACGAUGUCUCAGUAGAGCUGGCCGCCUAUUGUUUGCAAAGCGAGCUGGGGGACUGCGAUCCCUUGGAUCACUCCCCCGAACUGGUCUCGGAAUUCCGCUUCACCCCCAAGCAGAGCGAGGCCAUGGAGGCGGACAUCUUCAGCAGGUGGCUGGAUCUCAGGGGGAAGAGUCCAACUCAAGCCGAGAUCUCCUUCCUCAACAAAUGCAAGUGGCUGGAGCUCUACGGCGUCGAUAUGCACUUUGUUAAGGGGAGAGACGGUUGUGACUACGCACUUGGUCUCACUCCUACUGGCAUCUUGGUGUUUGAGGGAUCCAAUAAAAUCGGGCUCUUCUUUUGGCCAAAAAUCACACGUCUGGACUUCAAAAAGAGUCGACUCACUCUGGUGGUGGUAGAAGAUGACGAUCAGGGCCGAGAGCAGGAGCACACGUUUGUGUUCCAGCUGGACAGCGCCAAGAGUUGCAAGCACGUGUGGAAGUGCGCGGUGGAGAGCCACGCCUUCUUCCGGCUACGCCAGCCCACCACGGGCAAGCCGGGCCGGAGCGACUUCACUCGACUGGGCUCUCGCUUCCGAUUCAGUGGUAAAACGGAGUACCAGGCGACUCACGGAAGCCGCCUGAGGAGAGCCAGCACCUUCGAGAGGCGGCCGAGCAAACGAUACCCCUCCCGCACGCAGUCGCUGGGCAAAGUCUCUGCCAUUUCUCCAGCCAAGCCUCCACGCAUCAGCCCUGAUCCCAGCCUACAUGGAUACCAACACAACAUCCCGAUGGCGGGUCAUGAGGCAUGGCGCCCGUCCCACCCCGCCUACACACCCUCCGUUUACCUGCAGCCCGCCGGACACACGGCGUCGCACAGCUUCCCUCUGAGCGCUCCAGCCUCCGACCAUCAGCUCAGCGCGGAAGAGAACGAGACGUCGUAUUCGGGAAAGGUCCGUCGCCGGCGCCACACGCACAGCCAGGACACGCUCUGCCACACACACAACAAAAGCAAGUGUCAAGCUUCACCCUGUCACAGAGACAAGUUGGACAUGUCUCCGUCGUUCUGCAAGCCGGUGGAAUCAGACAGCGAAUGUCCUGCCUGGCCUUCACUCUGCAUCAACAUGGACAACAAGGCAGAAGAGAAGCAGCUCUCUGAAAAAUCUCUCCACCCCUCUACCGCCUCCUCCCCGGCCCUGCUUCGAGACCACCUCAAGUGUAACAUUCUGAAGGCCCAGAUGGAGGCGGCUUUCAGGAAGGACGCUUCAGUGAGUCCAAGAAGAAUGAACUCGCAUGUGACUCUCAAGGACAGGUAUCAGAACUCCUCUCAAGAUUCAUCUGCGUCCAGUUUGCCUGCAGACAAAAUGUCCCCGAGACCGGAUGGGCGUUUUACGUCCGAUAGUCUUCAUCCUAAUUCGGGCUCGUGCACCAACCGCAGAAAACGUCUGGUCAGACAGUUCAGCUUUAACCAUGAAGAUGAAGACAACCUCCCAGAAGCUCUUGCAGCCAUCUCCUUCGAAAGCACAGCCAAGUCGGGCUCCACGACUUCACUGGACAAACAGAUCCAGCCCUCCAUUUACCCGCAGGUGGACUAUGUGCCAAAACUGGAAGUGGCUAGUCCAUGCUGUGUGUCCCCUUUACCUUCUCCCCACCGCUCUCCUUCGUGCUACUGUAGUCCCCUCCCUCACUUGGUCCCUUACCUUGCAGCCCACCAUGACAGUGGAGAAGAAGUGAAGCUGGACCGAGAGAAGAUCCUGAGGGCCCUCUUGAUGACUGAGCUCUGAGAGCGUGUCCCUUGUGGAAGCCAAAGACCCAAAAGCGUCGGGUGCAACUCCACAUUUGUGCAUUUUAGUUUCUUUCAUAUUUUGCAUUAUGAAUCCAUAAUGGGAAAAUAUCAGUAUUUAUUGUAUAUUGACGGUAGAGUCCACACCCACAAAUGUUAAAAAAAAAGAAAAAAAAAAGAUUCUUUCAAAACUCUUUCCACCAUGAAUGUAAACACAGGAAGUAAAAAUAACUGGUUGCACAAGUGUACACACCCUCCUAUAACUGGAAUCAGAAUGAACACGUGGCGUUCGAAGUCAUGUUAUCCGGGAGUCGGCACACACCUACACACAUUUAUUUUUGAUGUCACCUAAAACUGGUAUUUGAACAGGGGUGUGUCGACUUUUUAUAGCCACUGUAUUUGCACAGAGGUCGUUAUAUUUGCUGAAAAGGUUUGUACUUGCCCAACUGACACUAAAUGAGGGAAUCCAAAGAGGAUUUAAGCAACAGAUGGGACUGGUGCUGCCAGCAUGAAGGGGGACAGUGUUGAGAUUUUUGUCGGGUAUUUUUCAACAACUUGAAUGUAACUUUGAACGUAUCAAUCCAGCUCAAGAUUUGUCUACUGGACAAAAGUAUUGGGACACCUAGCUAUCACACCGCUAUAUUUGUUCCGGUUUGUCCCAAUGACUUCUUUAAACUAAUCCAAGCAUGCCUUUUUUUUCGAAUGAACCUCACUUUCCGGACUGGAGUACAGUCAAGAAAAAUAACCGACAACUCAUAAAAGAACUUUCCAAACUUGUUCCAGCUUUUGAAUGGUUUUAGGAUUUCACAGUACUUUCCAAUAUCUUGGUGGAUAAUUUAAAUCACGAGGAAUCGAAGGACAAGCCUUUUUGUGCAGAUUGUGUUGCAUGCUCUUUUAAGCAACAAAGUGUAAACUUGUUCCUUUACAUAUUUUGUUUUCUUCUCUCAGAGAGACAAAUGUAUUGCAUUAUUUGUUGUUUUGUUGAUUAGGAAAUUGAAGGAAUAAAUUGUUAUUAACUUGGA